UGUGCGGGGAAACCUCGCAGCUCAAAGAGAGUACAGAGAGCUCAGAAGAGCAACUGUUAGAGCAGAGAGAGACAAACAGACCCGAGACACAUUGCUCCACAAGUACAAAGUCCACUCACAACAGCAUCCAAACAAUCCUGAUUGGAUGAGCAGCUUCAUUUAUUACAAGAAUCAAAAUUGAUCCGUUGAUUAAUUUUGAUGAAUUUUAGGGGAUGAGCACAAAGGACAUUUUGAUUUUUUUGUGAUCAAAGUGGAUUUUUUUCUAAACUUUGAGAAGGAAAACAACAGAACACCUGGCAAGUCACGGAGGAAGGCAGAAACCACUGUCUUCCACAGCAUCAGCAGAAGUGAUCAGCGCUCCCUCAGUGAUCCAGUCCACCUGCGAGGCUGUGCUCUGCCAGCACACACUCGCACACAGCCUCCCUCCACUCUACAGCAGCCGCCAGCGCAGCCUCAGCCGUGCAGCUUCAGCACCAGCAGAGGAUGGCUGCAGCCAAGACCGAGAUGAUCCUGCCUACCCUGCAGAUCUCUGAGUCUCUCAGCUUUCCUCACUCCCCCAUGGAUAACUACCCCAAGCUGGAGGAGGUGAUGAUGCUCAGCUCAGCAGGGACUCCUUUCCUCACCGCCUCUGCACCCGAAGGUGCUGGCUUUGGCUCCGGUGAGCCAGGAGAACAGUACGACCACCUUGCUGGAGAUACGUUACCUGAUAUCCCCUUCAGCUGUGAGAAGCCAGUUGUGGAGCAGACCUACCCCACCCAGAGGUUGCCCCCCAUCACUUACACCGGCCGCUUCACUCUAGAACCCGCCACCUCAUGCAGCAACAGCCUCUGGGCGGAGCCCAUCCUGGGCCUGUUCACCAAUCUGAUGAGCAAUGUUGGUUCCACCACCAGCUCUUCCUCUGUUUCCUCACAAACCACCCUGUCCUCGUCCUCGGCCAUUCCAUCCUCCACCACAUCUUCCUCAACCUCUUCGUCGUCUCAGAGCUCCAGUCUCAGCUCCUCGAUUCACCACAGCGAGCCCAACCCAAUCUACUCGGCAGCUCCAACUUACUCCAGUCCAAACUCUGACAUCUUUCCAGACCAGGGUCAGGCAUUCCCUAGCUCAUCUGGAGCAGUGCAGUACCCACCCCCUGCCUACCCUAACAGCAAAGCCUGCAGCACGGGCUUCCCUGUACCCAUGAUUCCUGACUACCUCUUCCCACAGCAGCAAGGGGAGAUCAGCUUGGUGCCCCCAGACCAAAAGCCCUUCCAGAGUCAGUCGAGCCAGCCUUCUCUCACGCCUCUGUCCACCAUCAAGGCCUUUGCCACUCAGACGGGUUCACAGGACAUAAAAGGUGUCUACCAGUCCCAACUGAUUAAGCCCAGCCGCUUACGCAAGUACCCCACCCGGCCGAGCAAGACGCCACCACACGAAAGGCCCUACGCUUGCCCCGUGGAGACGUGUGAUCGCCGUUUCUCGCGGUCCGAUGAGCUGACACGCCACAUCCGCAUCCACACUGGUCAGAAACCAUUCCAGUGCCGCAUCUGCAUGCGAAACUUCAGCCGCAGCGACCACUUGACAACACACAUCCGCACUCACACCGGCGAGAAGCCCUUCGCCUGCGAAAUAUGCGGCCGCAAGUUUGCCCGCAGCGACGAGAGGAAACGGCACACAAAGAUCCACCUACGGCAGAAGGACAAGAAGGCAGAGAAGGCUGGAGCAGUGGCAGUAACAUCAGCACCGGUGUCAGUUGCCUCCCCCGCCUCCAGCUACCCCUCUCCCAUCACAUCCUACCCCUCUCCAGUGUCUUCUUACCCCUCUCCAGUCACUUCCUGCUACUCCUCACCUGUCCACACUUCCUAUCCAUCUCCUUCAGUCGCCACCACCUACCCGUCAGUGUCAAUGUCCACUACCUUUCAAUCCCAGGUGGCCUCGUCCUUCCCGUCCUCGGUUGCGUCUAACAUCUACAGCUCCCCCGUCCCCACCCCGCUGUCAGACAUGCAGACCACCCUCUCCCCAAGGACAAUCGAGAUCUGCUAAAACACACACACAAAAAAAAAAAACCAGAGCAAGCAGAAAAUAAACUUUUUAUACUCUCUACGCACCUCGACUUCAGCAAGAGUCUUUUUUUAUUUGAAGGGAAAGAAAUCAACAUCAAAAGGACUUCGUCUUCUUCCUCCAAAAGGCACUUUUCUGCUCUCUGUGCAGUGUCGGGUGAAUCUUGAGAUAUACCUGAGAGACAGAAACAAAAGAGACAUGUCAAGGACUGGGCAAGGACAAUAUAAGAUGAAAAGGGAUAUUUUAUUUCCUGUCUUUGUAAAACAAAUACAGCCCUUCAAAUGCACGAGGGACUCCAGACACGGGGAGUAGAAAGCGGCUCUGGCGGCUCUGCCAGGAACUUCGGAGUGCCAGCGUUGCCGUGCCGAAGCACGUCCGUCCUUGAGGCAUUCAUUCAAAAAGACAUUGAGUAAUAUACAUAAGCUAUCAUGUAUGUAUAUUGUACAUGUGCCAUGUUUCGUUUUCUAAUCAUUCUUUGGUACCACUGAUGUGAACAAUUAUUUGCAUAUUUGCAUUGUAUUAUUUGAAGUGAGCAGGGCCAUAAUUUCUACAUACUUUCUUCUGUUAUGUAGUGAUGAUGCUGUGAUAUGUUUUGACAUUGUUAAAAAAAAGAAAAGCACUUAAGUAUUCGAGCAUGAGUAAGAGUGAUGUUACUUUCUGUUUGUAAAUAUCAUCCCACGGUACUAUCUCUUUCUCACAUGUGACAUAUCGCUUGGUUGUAUGGAAAAAUUCCAAAAUUGGACAAAAAAAAUCCAAACAAGAGAAACGCUCCUGUUAUUUGGUGCCUUUAGUGAAGCCUUGCAGAUGUUGUGACUCGGCCGAGCGCGAGAGAGGAUGCACUGCAUCUCGCCUUAAGGGUGGAGGGAAUAUUUUUGUUACAGAAUGUACGAGGAGAGGAGGGGGAAGGGGGUGAGCUGUGAGGGCACCGCUUCAUUUUGUCAGAAUGUAAGCAAAAAACAACAAAUAAGAUAAAAAGUAUAAAGGUAUAUUUUUGUAAAACUUACAUGUAAAUAUCCACAUCUUCAAGAGCUGGAAUGUUGAAGUUACCUACUGAGUAGGCAUGGGAUUCUUUUGUAUGUUAUUUACAUGCAGUUCAUUAUUUUGUGGUUAUCUUUAUUUUGUAUUUGUGUUUGUUAAAACAAGUGACUGUUUCUGGCUUCUAAACACAUUGAAUGCGCUUAACUGCCAAUGGGAUAUUUGGUGUACAAGAAAUCCUCCCAGAAAUGAAAUAUAAAUAAAAAUAUAAAUAUAUAUGAA
Molecule: messenger RNA, 3294 nt
Organism: Nothobranchius furzeri (turquoise killifish)
Lineage: Eukaryota; Metazoa; Chordata; Actinopteri; Cyprinodontiformes; Nothobranchiidae
Gene: egr1
Product: early growth response 1
Biological process (GO): regulation of transcription by RNA polymerase II
Molecular function (GO): RNA polymerase II cis-regulatory region sequence-specific DNA binding; DNA-binding transcription factor activity, RNA polymerase II-specific
Source: RefSeq, a predicted model, not a curated record